Molecule: messenger RNA, 999 nt
Organism: Kockovaella imperatae
Lineage: Eukaryota; Fungi; Basidiomycota; Tremellomycetes; Tremellales; Cuniculitremaceae
Product: putative syntaxin
Exons: 8
Coding region: 1-999 (332 amino acids)
Biological process (GO): intracellular protein transport; exocytosis; vesicle fusion
Cellular component (GO): endomembrane system; plasma membrane; SNARE complex
Molecular function (GO): SNARE binding; SNAP receptor activity
Source: RefSeq, a predicted model, not a curated record
AUGGCUCGCAAUCGAUUGGCAGGCGUGAACCAGCAGUAUGGCGACUCGCAAGCCCCUGGCAACUCUUAUCCUCCACCUUCCAACGCUGUAGUCGGUCAGUCUCGAUCUGACAAUCCAUAUGCUCAGCAAGAUUAUUCCGCUGCUCCUGGACCGGGCAAUUAUAAUCAAUACAACCAACAAUCCUAUGGGGCUGGGAAUGGAGCACCUGCAGGCGGAGACUUCUGGGCAGAAUUAUCGUCCACCAACACCAAUUUGGCACAGUUGCAAGAGGAGAUUCAGGCCGUCAGGACCGCCCAUCAGCAGAGUUUGGCAUCCACGGAUCCUCAAGCUACAGCCUAUGCCGAUCAGCUCAACGAUCAGGCUCGAGCCACCCGCGAGCAAUGCAAGAACCAGAUCAAGCGGCUAUUCAAGAUGACCAAGGGGGACAAGGCGAUGAAAGGUCAGGCAGAGGCUGUCAAGACUCGGUUCACAUCUCUCUUGAAUGAGCACCAGGUGGUGGAGAAGGAAUUUAGGAAAAAAGUCAAGGACAGGGUGGAGAGGCAGUACAGGAUUGUCAACCCUCAGGCGACGGACGAGGAGGUCAGACAGGUCACAGAGAGCGAUAACCCUCAAGUCUUUUCUCAGGCUUUGCUCAGCUCCAACCGAUAUGGUGCUGCCCGAGGCGCAUUUAGAGAAGUUCAGGAACGACAUGCCGAGAUCCAAAAGAUCGAGAGAACACUCACUGAACUCGCGCAAAUGUUCCAAGAGAUGUCCAUGUUGGUCGAACAACAAGAUGAGACAAUCGCCAAUGUCGAGCAGCAGGCUAUGGGUGUGGACCAGAACAUUUCCGAGGGUCUCAAUCAGACAACUCGAGCUGUUGAUUCCGCUAGGAAGGCAAGGAGAAAGAAGUGGAUCUGCUUCUGGAUCUGCAUCCUCAUUAUUUGCGUUGCGAUCGCCAUCACAUUUGGUGUCUUGGCGGCCGAGGGUAAAUUCAACAACAACAACAAUGGCAAAAAGUAG